Messenger RNA from Hypomesus transpacificus, 3175 nucleotides. RefSeq names its product vang-like protein 1. Bases 300 to 1940 code for a protein of 546 amino acids. Gene Ontology annotation, biological process: multicellular organism development. The transcript is spliced from 9 exons. The record is from RefSeq and is a predicted model, not a curated record. Lineage: Eukaryota; Metazoa; Chordata; Actinopteri; Osmeriformes; Osmeridae. Gene Ontology annotation, cellular component: plasma membrane.
UGACGACAAUGUAUCAAUUGGUUCUGCAAUUUAGGUGAGCCCAGCGGCAAAGCGAUUCUGACGCACCCAGGUGAUGGAAUCCGAUCACAAUAUGAAGGCUCUGCAGGGUUUUUGCCAUCGGGGAUUCCUAACAUUGUCUCUCCUCUGAAAGUCUCUAGCUAUCUCUUCCUCUCCUUCUCCUCCUUCUUUAUUCUUUUCAUUCAUCCCGUCCUUCCGCGGUCAGACAGACAUUCCCCUCUACGACACCCUAAGGCUCUCCUCAGACUCCCAGCCAAUCGCGGGGCCUGAUCUGCAUUGGCAUGGACACCGAGUCCACUCACUCUGGGUAUUCCCACUCCAGUCGCUCCAACAGGUCCAACCGGCAUGGCGAGCGCAGUAGAGAGCGCCGUAAGCCCAGCAGUAAGGACAGCAGUCGUUCUGAGCGCUCUGUCACCAUCAACCCCCCAGACACGCCCUCUCAGACCACGCCCACGCACAACUCUGAGCCCCUCCCAGGCGACUCAACAGCAGCCCCAGGAGAAGAGACUCAGGAUGAGAACUGGGGGGAAACCACCACGGCCGUGACCGGGACGUCAGAGCUGAGUCUGUCCCAGGAGGAGGUUGUGGGCCUAGGGAAGGAAACUGAGGAGGACCGAGGGAAGGCCUGUCAGCGCUAUGCUCCCCUGGCCUUGGGCCUCUCUCUUGUGCUGCUGGUCCUAGCCUCCCCCCUGGCCUUCCUGGUGCUCCCGGCUCUGCUUUGGCCCGACAGGCUUCAUGCCUGUGGCUCAGCCUGUGAGGGUCUCUUCCUCUCCGUCUCCUUCAAGCUGCUCAUCCUGCUCCUGGCCAUUUGGGCCCUGUUCCUGCGGCCAGCGCGCGCCAGCCUGCCACGCGUGUGCGCUUUCAAAGCACUUCUUGCCACCCUCACGCUCCUGCUCAUCCUCUCCUACUGGCUCUUCUACGGUGUACGCAUCCUUGACGCGCAAGAUGAGGACUACCAGGGAAUUGUCCAGUUUGCUGUGUCUCUGGUGGACUCUCUGCUGUUCCUCCACUACCUGGCUAUUGUGCUGCUGGAAAUCAGGCAGCUGCAGCCGUGUUACAGCGUGUGUGUCAUCCGCUCCACCGAUGGGGAGACCCGCCACUACAACCUUGGACGGCUCAGUAUUCAGAAAGCAGCUCUAUCCCUCCUGGAGUUCUACUACCGGGAUUUUCCUCUCCACAACCCCGCUGUUCUUUCUGCCUCUAAGCACCGCGCUGCCAAACACCUGGCCGGCCUCAAGAUCUACUCUGUUGAAGGCCCUGAUAACUCUGGAAGCCCAGUUGGGGGGCAGGCAGCGGGCUCCCACUCCGGGGGGGCGCAGUCGCGUGCCAUGAUCACGGCAGCAGCCAGACAAAGAGAUGCCAGCCACAACGAGCUCUACUACGAAGAGGCCGACCACAAUAGACGAGUACGGAAACGUCGAGCCAGACUGGUGGUGGCAGUGGAGGAGGCGUUUACGCACGUCCGCCGCCUGCGUCAGGAAGAAAAGCGGGCGUCGCCUUCUGAGGUGAUGGACGUGCGGGAGGCUGCCCUUGCCAUCUUCCCCUCCAUGGCACGCGCCCUGCAGAAGUAUCUCCGCGCCACCAGGAGACAGCACUGCCACAGUAUGGACAGCAUCCAAAGACACCUGGCUUUCUGCCUCACCCACAACAUGAGCCCCAAGGCCUUUCUCGCGGCCUACCUAGCCCCAGGUCCGACCUUACAAUAUGGAUCAGAGCGCUGGAUGGCUGGCCAGUGGACCUUGGUGAGUGAUGCUGCGGUGACCAGUGGUCUGAAGGAUGGGACGGAGUUCCUGCUGCGCUGUCUGGACUUCAGUCUGGCCAUCACCGUCAAGAACAUCCCAUACAUCCGUCUCACUGAAGAGUAUAUAGACCCCAAGUCCCACAAGUUCACUCUGCUACUCCAAUCAGAAACUUCUGUCUGAUGAUGUGCAGAGCCCUCACUGGCUGCUCCAAUCAGGAACUUCCAUCUGAUGGGCAGAAUUAGUCAAAGACAGGACUGAUGCUGUUUUGGAUUAAAUUUUCUUUUUUUUUAUCUGCCACUAGAAAUGUUUUAUACUUUUAUUUAUACCUGUACUGGGCCCUUUUUCACUUGUAAAUUAUUUGUAGCAGUGAUGGAAUCAAUGUGUUAAUCUUAGAUGGUUUAUGCAUAUGACAUUUGUUAAUGGAAUGAAGUAUUUCGUCUUAAAUCACUGGAAGAAAGAUGGUAGAUGGUUCUCACUAGAACCAGGUCAGGUAUUUCUCUAUGCACUGUAAACGAUCCUCACAUUCCUGUAACUCCUUUCUUUUGGUGUGCUGGAGCGUGUCUGUGUGUGGCGAACAGUGUGUGUAUUUAAGAGAGCGUGUGUGUGUUUGUGUGUGUAUUAGCGUGUGGGUGCAGUAUCCAACCAGGGUUUGGGUGACUAUCAAGUGGGCAACAUGCAGUUGAAUCAAAACGCUCCACUAGGAGAUAUUUCUUAAAUUUAUGUUUUAGCAUCGAGACUUUUUUCCGAACUACAAAGCACCAAAUUGUUAAAUGCAUUAAUUGCAUACAAUUAGAAAAUAACUUCAUUUUAGGGACUUACAGAACACAUAGUUAAUGAAGGCCUUUAAAAAUCUAAUAUUUUUCCAUAGGCUACAUAUUUUCAAUUGUUGAAUAUGAGACUGCACAUGCUUAGAUGCCAGUCAGAAUGGUCUAAUCAUUUUCAGUCUCUUAUUUACUAUGCUGCACCAUGAAUCCACACAGACUGGAAAACUUGUGUACAUGAAUUGAGACUAGAUGUGAGAUUUAAUUGUAGCCUCCUCUCAAGUCCAAAUGAAUAAAUGUUGAGCUUUGCGUGGAAAUUACCGUACGCUUCUGUCGUCCGUUCGUUUCGUCAAUGAGGGCAACUGUCUUGUGUUCAGAAUGCCUACAGUGCAUCACCAAAACAUACUGUGUUCAGGCUCACCACCAGCGCCUCUCUUUUGACUGUAUGCAUUAUUAUAUUUGAAUGAUGUUAUGUAAACCUGCGUUUUGAUAAUAAGACUUGUGAAAUGUUGGAUGCUUUUCUACGUUGUCUGAAAUGUAGAUCUUGAGUUUAUUCAGUUGAACACACACUCACUUCUUUAAGUAGUAUGAAACAUCCAGUAAACUAACCAUGGCUACCCAAAGAUGGACCCAUCAUUGUUUUGGGUGUGUAUG